Dufourea novaeangliae is the source of this 1458-nucleotide messenger RNA. Its product is annotated as IQ and ubiquitin-like domain-containing protein. The transcript is spliced from 3 exons. The record is from RefSeq and is a predicted model, not a curated record. NCBI's taxonomy places the organism in Eukaryota, Metazoa, Arthropoda, Insecta, Hymenoptera, Halictidae. Gene Ontology annotation, biological process: cilium assembly. Gene Ontology annotation, cellular component: acrosomal vesicle; motile cilium.
AUGCAGUCCCCCCCCGGCGAAUCCUUUAAACCGUCGCGGCAUAGUAAUUUCCUUUACUGCCCGUAUUACCAUUAUCCCCCGUAAGCUUUCAGCCGCCGGUUAUCCUUUCAGAGACGUGCUUCUUUUUUGUUUCCACCUCCAUCCACUAGCUGGUCGAACCUGCCCGUCCAGGAUCGAUUUUUAAACGAUGGAAUCAACGAUGACAAAUAUACAGGAGCUCACCGCGGCGGUCGAACCGCUACCACCCAGCCAUCCACGGUCCCGUCAGGCACUAAGGACACGGACGACCAGCGAAUACCCCAGUCCUAUCGCAGCCGGGAUUUCGUGAUACUAAACCGCACAUCCCCGAGAACGCGAACGGACUUCGAGUUGCUCUACAAUCUCCUUGACCGUUGGCGAGUCCGCGAGACAGAGACCGCAGCGAGUGUUCCGGUCUCGGAGCCCUCCAGGACCACCGCACAGUUCACCGGUCUAAUACUGUCGAAGGAAGUCGAACUGCUGCGAGCCAUAGACUCGUUGAAAACGUCCGUGAAGACGUCCCGGCGGGAACGAUCCUACAGAAAGUUCCUCGACGAUCUGUCCAGACCGGUCGUUUGGAGGAAUCGUCGCGGUGAACCGAUCCUCGUCGACACUCCACGUGCUCGUCGCGCCAGAAGCUUCAGAGACAGGUUCAACCUAUUGUCCAGAGAUGAUCAAUCCACGGAGGAACGAGUGGAGGUGCUGUGUCAACUUCGAAGGGACAUCGAGCUACACACAUGUAAGGUUUCUGAUAGUGUGGUACAGUUGGUGGAUCAGGAGAUCGAUCUUUUAGCCAGGGAUGUGGAUGAAUGUAAAUUGAACUGGUUGAGAAGUAGACUCAGGUUAGCCUUUUUGAUGUUCGUCCGAGACGCAUUGGCUACGGAGUUUGAGGAUGUCAGCGUAAUCAGCUGGUAUCCACGCAGUAGAAAGAUUUGCAGAAGCUGUGGUAGGUUGCUGCCAAUAGAAAAGUUUCCUGAAGGGAAAAUACGUCGAUCCUCUUCCUGCAAUUAUUGUUUGUACGUUCAGGCAAGAACUGUGCCCAGAGUCGUCUAUGGACCCUACGAGUGUUUGCUUCGCGAUGUCAGGCGCAGCGAGGCUAGGAUGCGUUGUUACAGUAGCAUCGCUUUUGUUAUCGACUCGAGGAUCAUUUACCAUCUGGUGAACGACAUCUGGCACGGGAAAUCGGCGAUCUCCGAGAACGAUCGUCUGUCCGAGCUGAGAUUUGUGAGGUUCCACAGGGACGUCGAAUGGUCACCGUGGAACUGUCUUUUGUUGACGGUCACGGAGGCAUUAGUUCACAGAAGGGUCGACGAACCGGAGAAGUUUUACGGGCCGAUGAUACUGCAGAAGUUUCACACGAGGAAUCUGCAGGCGAAAGUUCAGUUCGAGUCGGUGGCCAACGUCGCGAGGAGUCGCGAGCGAAAGAAGUCGCGAGACUGA